This is a messenger RNA of Daphnia pulicaria, 2451 nucleotides long. RefSeq names its product acetylcholinesterase-like. The transcript has 5 exons. The record is from RefSeq and is a predicted model, not a curated record. Gene Ontology annotation, biological process: acetylcholine catabolic process; choline metabolic process. The coding region runs from base 282 to 2243 and encodes 653 amino acids. Gene Ontology annotation, molecular function: acetylcholinesterase activity. Gene Ontology annotation, cellular component: plasma membrane. NCBI's taxonomy places the organism in Eukaryota, Metazoa, Arthropoda, Branchiopoda, Diplostraca, Daphniidae.
CCAGUUGCAGAUUCUUACCUUCUUCCAUUCUGAUCUGCAGACAUCUAUUUUUCAUCGACUUUUUCAUUUUUUAAAUUUUACUAUUUAGUUUUAACCAAAUACAAUUGCGCACUAUAACAGUUAGGGAGAAAAACAACAAACGUGCAAGACUUUUGUCACUUUCGUAGCUUUUGCUUGCAUGUGUGGCAACAAUUUACCGAAUCAGUAGGCUAUAUUGACGCAUCGACAAUUGGCAUUUCUGCUUAUUUCAAUUAAUAACUGUUAAUUUGUCCGACGCAGCAAUGGCAAAGCUUCCCGCUUGUUUGCUGCCGUUGGCAUUGACUGUCUUAAUCAGUUGCUGGGCUAAACCAGAACCUGCUGCUGGACUUCACGCGUACAUCCCGGAUCAAGCCGGAUCAUUUUACGCUCCUGCCGCACAGUCCGAAUCCCAACAAAUUUAUGUCCCAGUCACUGUUCCACCAUAUGCUCCAGGACAGACUUAUGAUGCCGAACCUUCAUCAGCUCCUCAGCCAUCCUCAUACAGUCCUGCUAUUAGUGUUCCCGAAAACCAGACAAGUGGAACAGACUCGUUGGCUGAAGAUCCUUCGCUGAUAGUCACCACCUUAUCGGGUCGGGUUCGCGGACUGACAGCCACUGCAGCCACUGGUAAGCAGGUGGAUGUCUGGAACAGCAUUCCGUUCGGCAAGCCGCCGUUGGGCGAACUUCGCUUCCGUCAUCCGCUGCCGAUGGACCCGUGGGACGGUAUCCUGGACACUCGAAGCAAGCCCAACUCAUGUUGGCAAACGAUAGACGACUUCUACGGCAACUUCACCGGCUCUACUAUGUGGAACGCCAAUACGGAACGAAGCGAGGACUGCCUCUACCUUAGCGUGACGGUGCCCCGGCCGAGGCCCAAGAACACCGCUGUCAUGGUCUGGAUAUUUGGUGGAGGUUUUAUCGGCGGAUCGUCAACGCUCGACGUAUACGACCCAAAGAUUCUCGUCUCCGAGGAGAACAUCAUCUAUGUGGCCCUCCAGUACCGGUUGGGUUCGCUAGGAUUUCUGAACUUGGACCAGCCGGGCGCACCGGGCAACAUGGGCAUGCUGGAUCAGGUGAUGGCGCUCAAGUGGAUUCAUUCCAACAUUGCUUUCUUCGGAGGUAAUCCGAACAAUAUCACGUUGUUCGGUCAGUCGGCUGGAGCGGCCAGUGCCUCCAUGCAUCUGCUGUCGCCACUUAGUAGGAACCUAUUCAGUCAAGCUAUUAUGCAAAGUGGUUCGGCCACUGCUCCAUGGGCUGUCGGCGACAAGGAGCAGACAAUCGCCGGCGGAUUGAAACUCGCCAAGGCCGUCGGUUGCCCGUACAGCCGGACCAAUCUCAGCAUUACGCUGGAUUGUUUGAAGACUAUCAACGCUUCAACACUGAUCAACAGCGAGGAAUUUCCAUUGGUUACCCUGGAUUUCUCAUUCGUGCCAAUCAUAGACGGCGUGUUCCUGACCGAGCCGCCGCAACGAUCCCUGGCGACUGGCAACUUUAAAAAGUGUAACAUUAUAAUGGGCAGCAACAAGGAAGAGGGCUACUUCUUUAUGUUUUACUCCCUGAGCCAACUGUUUCCCCGACAGGAGAAUGUCACCAUUAAUCGACAACAGUUCUUGCAGUCGGUUCAGAAUAUGAAUCCUUUCUCCAGCAACAUUGACCGACAGGCCAUCAUCUUCGAAUACACCGACUGGUCGGAUCCGGACGAUCCUAAUCGCAAUCGUGACGCUCUUGACAAGAUGGUCGGCGACAGUCAGUUAACGUGCAACGUGAACGAGUUCGCUCAAUACUAUGCAGAAACAAAAGGCAGUAGCAAUAACGUCUACAUGUAUUACUACAUCCAUCGCUCUUCAACCCAUUUGUGGCCGGCCUGGACAGGUGUCCUCCACUCCGACGAGAUUAAUUUCGUCUUCGGAGAACCACUCGAUCCAGCCAAGGGCUAUUUACCUCAUGAGAUCGCACUCAGCAAGAGAAUUAUGCGCUAUUGGGCUAACUUUGCUCGAAACGGGGAUCCUAGUAAAAAUAUAGACGGGUCCUGGACGCAAGACUACUGGCCGGUUCACACACCUUACGCACGAGAGUAUCUCACACUUGUUGCUAAUUAUUCUUGGGUGGAUCGUGGACCUCGAUUAAGGCAGUGUGCCUUCUGGAAGGAGUACCUACCCAGUCUCCAAACGGGAACAGCCUCCUGUUCUCGUUUUGAGCAGCAGCUUCCGCAAGUCACAGGAUGACAUAAAGAAAAACUAUUCGCUUUCGACAACAAACAAACAUAAUACUACUUCUACUUUAUAGGCCUAUGCUACUGUCGUUUUCUGAUUCUGAUCUUUUCUUCUGAUACUGAGCCUGAAUGGACCUAACUAAAAAAUGUGGGAUCCACCGUAAUCCUUUGAAAAUAACAUGUGAGCAAUCGUAUUCAUGGAUUCGUCAACUUUGCUUAUU